This is a messenger RNA of Aedes albopictus (Asian tiger mosquito), 1618 nucleotides long. It is a transcript of the gene Orc5, whose product is annotated as origin recognition complex subunit 5. The record is from RefSeq and is a predicted model, not a curated record. Gene Ontology annotation, molecular function: DNA replication origin binding. Lineage: Eukaryota; Metazoa; Arthropoda; Insecta; Diptera; Culicidae. The transcript has 2 exons. Gene Ontology annotation, biological process: DNA replication initiation; DNA replication. Gene Ontology annotation, cellular component: nuclear origin of replication recognition complex; nucleus. The coding region runs from base 176 to 1618 and encodes 480 amino acids.
UGUAUUAACAGCGGCACUGGAGGAAAUUAAUUAACGGCGGUACAGCCAUGGCGCGAAACUGAUCACAACAAAGCAUACGAGCAUAGCAUUCUCUGUAGGAUAGGAAGCAUAUCAGUAAUGUAGUUUCGUGCAUCACAUCUCACUCAAUCACUAAUCACCAAUUAUUAAUUCAAACAUGGAACACACCGUAAAGCAAAUAAGUGACCUCUUCCCGUGUCGGGAACACCUGAUUCGCCAGCUCUAUCGCUUCUACGGGGAAGGCGAUCCAUUUCCGCCCGCAGUCUAUCUCUACGGCCACACUUCAACCGGCAAGAGUGCUAUUCUGCGGGAGUUUCUGCCCCACCUGAACGACACCAAGUACGCCUUCCUGAACGCCAUCGAGUGCUACACAAACAAAAUACUGUUCGAAACGAUCCUCAACCGGCUGACCAAUCACGUUCCCUGUGCGGACAAUGGGUACACCUCGGUGGCCACUGUGGAUUGUAUGCGGGACUUCGUCGCCCAGCUGCAAGCCAUGGACGACGAGUGGGCGUAUGUUAUCGUGCUGGAAAACGCUGAACGAGUGCGGGACAUGGACCAUAAUGUGCUGCCGAUGUUGUUGCGACUGCCGGAAGUCAGCGGGCUGAAUAUUUCCGUUGUGUUGGUUUCGGAUCUGCCCUUCGAGAAGUACUUCAUCCGGACGGGACUGUCGCCGGUGAUGAAGGUGUUCGUCCCGGAGUACAGCAAGAAGGACAUUGCCGCGAUCAUGAUGGGUGGCUUCGAGAAAGUGCGGGAAGAGCUGAGGACCAACUUAGAGCAAAUGGGCGAAGGAUCUGCCAGACAAGCGGCGUUAUCCGAAGAGGAUGUCGCGAAACGUACCGAAGUACUACUGGAACUAUCCCCAGAAUUCUACGAAAACUAUCUGAGCAUGUUUCUCAAUGUGUUCUUCAAGGUAUGUCGCGACCUGAAGGAACUACAGCUGGUAUCGUUCGAAUGUUUCCAGAAGUACUGCGAACCGGUGCUGGAUGGGACCAUUGCCCCACACGACGUGAACAAACUGUGGCGACACAUUUUGAAAACGAUGAAACUGGCUCUCGGUACGAUCUAUAUGCGGAUGGGCAGCGUCAACCAGGAGUUGCUCCGCCCAACCGCACAGGAAACGUCCGAAUCGCUGGAGCAGGUACAAACCAUGAAACGCCUAGCCCGGAACCUGGAGCUUCCAUUCUACGCAAAGUACCUGCUCAUAGCGGCCUACCUGGCCAGUCACAAUGCCGCCAAGGAGGACAAACGCCUCUUCAUGAAGAAUCACGGUAAGCAGAAGAAACGCAUGCAGUCGGUCAAUGCCAAGGCCAAGGUAUCGGAGAAGAUGGCCACCCAGAUGGGCCCGAAGUCGUUCACUAUCGACCGGCUGCUGGCCAUCUUCUAUGCCAUCUUGGACGAAAAGGUUGGCCUGAACUGCCAUCUGUUGGCGCAAAUUUCGACGCUGAUCCAUCUGAAGUUCUUGAUAUUUGCUUCCGGCGAGGGAAGUAUCAUGGAUGGAAGUGCACGGCUCCAGUGCACCGUCGGGAUGGACUUUAUCACGCACAUAGGGAAAAUGGUUGGCUUCAAUGUGAGGCAGUACCUGUGCGAUUUCUUUUAG